GAACUAUAUAUCUAUGGAAUUUGGAACCAGUUAGGGUAACAAGGAAUACCAAUAGCUUCAGAUGGCAUCUUUGUAUAUAACACCACAUACUUCAAUCAUUAAGAUGGAUUCCUAGUAUGGACUCAGAAUUUAAGCAAAAGAAAGAAAACCUCAUUUGUUCCAAGGGAUUGGUGGGGGAACAGGCAAGCCAGCCAUCACUGCGGAGUUGAAGAAGGGAUUUACUCAGACCUCUGCAUCUUCACUUGCUCGCUCUGGAAUUACAGCUAUUUAUUACGAAGUGCUCUGUGUGGCUGGGUGGAGUGUGCCUGAGGAAAGACAUCCCAGACAUCACCUGGGGUUAGUCUUUCUGAGCCCUUCACGUCUCUAAUUCUCAUCAUUAUCAUGGAGCCCAACAGUCCCAAAAAGAUACAAUUUGCUGUGCCUUUAUUCCAGAGUCAGAUUGCUCCUGAAGCAGCGGAGCAGAUCAGAAAAAGAAGACCUACACCAGCAUCACUUGUGAUUCUCAAUGAACAUAAUCCCCCAGAAAUAGAUGACAAGAGGGUGACCAACACACAAGCUGAAUCGCAAAAUGCAUCCCCUAAGCAGAGGAAGCAGAGCGUGUACACACCACCGGCCAUGAAAGGUACUGUUCAGGAGUUAAGCAUCUGAAGGGCCAGAAUGAAUCAGCAUUCCCUGAAGAAGAAGAAGGUGUAAACGAAAGAGAGGAGCAGUGGGACCAUUAAUUACGGGUCUGCAGCAAGAAGGCUUCUUGGGAAUAACUGAACUAUUAACUUUUCUGAAUAUCGUAUGGAAGGCCACUCCUUGACUUCCAGAAGCAUUCUCCACCUCUUCUCUCCACACUCAUACAGUAGUAAUAUACCUCCUGGGAAGCUGUCCCUGAUUGAACUUUAGAACUAAGUACAGAUUGUUCGAUAUCACGUCCAAUUAAAGAAUAAACAUUUAUUUUAUGGUGAUUUUUCCUUUUAAUGACAUUUGCAUACAUGUGAGUGUUCUAACUUUAAUACUGCCCAGCUUAAUCCCUGAUGUCCUACUGAAAUGGUUUGCCUUCUAAGGUCAAAUGUAAAUAGCUUCACUUUAAAGAGUAAAAAAUAAACGCUAAAUACAUUUAGACAUGA
Messenger RNA from Felis catus (domestic cat), 1115 nucleotides. It is a transcript of the gene PPP1R1C, whose product is annotated as protein phosphatase 1 regulatory inhibitor subunit 1C. The transcript is spliced from 7 exons. Bases 382 to 648 code for a protein of 88 amino acids. Gene Ontology annotation, cellular component: cytoplasm. Gene Ontology annotation, biological process: intracellular signal transduction. The record is from RefSeq and is a predicted model, not a curated record. Gene Ontology annotation, molecular function: protein phosphatase inhibitor activity. Lineage: Eukaryota; Metazoa; Chordata; Mammalia; Carnivora; Felidae.